Pomacea canaliculata is the source of this 2685-nucleotide messenger RNA. Its product is annotated as 5-hydroxytryptamine receptor 1B-like. The record is from RefSeq and is a predicted model, not a curated record. Lineage: Eukaryota; Metazoa; Mollusca; Gastropoda; Architaenioglossa; Ampullariidae. Gene Ontology annotation, cellular component: membrane. The coding region runs from base 390 to 1772 and encodes 460 amino acids. Gene Ontology annotation, molecular function: G protein-coupled peptide receptor activity. Gene Ontology annotation, biological process: neuropeptide signaling pathway. The transcript is spliced from 2 exons.
CUAUGACGUAUUACCGUUACUCAAUGUUUUUUUUAAAGUUUUGCUGUUUGAUUGCACUUAAUGUGACAUGUGCAGUGCAGUUCCGGCGCCAGGAAUGACAAGAUGCUAAUAUUUCCGGUUACCGAUCACCGGCCUCUCACAGAUAAGUUGACAAAGAUAAUUCCAGUUCAAGAAGGAUCGGUCUGAGCUAGAAUUUGUGUAGUGAGUCAGCAUUUAACAGGCUGGUGGUGUUGAUGACAAACUGUUUUAACUGUAGCCAGCCAUACACUGAAAAGCAAGUAUCAUUACCACGGUCAAAAUUCUUGUUGAGUGGGCGUAUUUGAAAAUUUCAGCUACGGGUUUCUUCCCAGGAAUUUAGGCACUUCAUAAACUUCCGGCUGACCUCAGCCAUGGAUGUAUCAUUCGCCAUUUCAUCGACAAUAAUGCUGAUGGACAACGCGACGAACAACCACACCGGCCUUUCAGAAGAAGAGUACUUGCAAGCCGUCUUCGACAAGAUGGCGCUGAACCUCCUGCCCACCGUGCUGGUUCUGGUCACCAUCAUCGUAGGUGGUCUCCUAGGCAACAGCAUUGUCUUUGUCGUGUACUUGCGACAGUUCAGACCUAGCAGCACCCGCGUCUUCGUGCUGGCCAUGAGUGCCUACGACCUGCUGACCAACGUCGUCACCUUGCCCAUGAUGGUGGUCAUCGUGCACCGUGCCUUCGUCAACUACGACCGCUGGUUCUGCAGCACGGCGCUGGCCUGCAUCAGCUUCUUCUCCGUGUGCACCGGGUGGAUCCUGUGCUUCGUGGCUCUGGACCGUCAGAGGCGGGUGUGCCAACCGCAGAAGCAGCAGUUCAGCCCUCGCCAGGCCUGGCUCUUUGUUCUUCUCGCCACCAUCAUUUCGGCGCUCGUCACCUUUCCCUUCUUCCACCUCAAGGGCGUGCAACGCGUGCAAACCCCGGAUGCUGACGUCACGGUCAGUACCUGCGCCGUAGAUGACACCUAUCUUGGCACGACUUUCUACACCGUCUACAAACUCUCUCUAGGCAUCACCUUCGUGGCGGCCGUGGUCAUGGCGGUCGUCUGCUACUCUUUGAUCGGGCGUCACGUGUGGCUGCACACACGUAAACAGAGGGCGCUGCUGGAGGUAAGGGGAGUGAGGAUAGAGGUGGAGAAAAAAAGUGGAGGUGGGGGCGAAGUAUGUGGUGUCAGCAACAACAUCAACAUCAGCAAGCAGGACACGCACAGCGCCGGAGUCAGCUUGGACACGGACUCUCCCUCCGCGAAAGGAUUGUCAGUGCAGCAGUCUGAGAGCUUAAGCAUCUUCACCUCCAUCAGUGCAGAGGCUGCGUCAGGAGAAGGUAACUCUAACAUUCAAGAAAAAAGCGAGAAUGUAGGAGACUCGGAGAUCAACAAAUCGGCAACGACUUUGAGGAAGGUACCCUUCGAAAAGAGAAAAUCUUUCAAAGAGAGGACGAAGAGGAGGAUAAAUCGAUCAAGGACAACAUUGACGAUGGCUGUGCUCACAUCUGUCGGUGUCCUCAACUACCUGCCUCAUCUGGUCGUCAGAUACGUGCACGAGAAGCCAGGCUUCUUCCUGCGCCCAGACUUGACAGUGUUGUCGCUGAACCUCUACAUGCUGGCCAUGUGCUCCAUAUACCUCAACAGCGCCAUCAACCCCAUCGUCUACAGCUUCUGCAACGCCAGGUUCCUCCAAGAGUGCCGGAAGCUGAAAAACAGACUGAAAAAAUAUUGGGCUAGGCAGGCCUCCACGCUAAGACGUGUCUAACUCAGCACUACUUUCUUGUUAUUUAUUUAUUACUUUAGGUUUGCUAAAGACUACCUUAAAAAAAAAAAGUAGUGCAGUUUUGCUUUGCGCUGAAAUUUAAAAAAGUGUAAUAGACUUUAACAGAUUUAUAUUAAAAAUAUUAAUAUGUGGAUGUCUUUAUGUAUAAUUGUUCCCUUUCGCAAGCCUUAUAAGGAUGGUGAUAGUUUUCAAUUUCCGUAUUUAGCAUAGGAUGAUGUGGUAUAUACGGUGCGUACUCUUGAACGAAUAUCAAUUUCCUCAUCUAAGUUUCGCCUUUCCAAGAAAAUGUUUCAUUUGUUUUCUUCCAGCGAAGGGAAAUCACUUCCACAAUGAGGACCUCUAUCUUUUGAGUUUGAUUGUUUGGUUCCCGUACUCGAGUAAAUAAAAAUUUCCUCAAUUCAGUCCCUGAUAUUCACGAAAAAGCUGGCUAAGGGAGGUCACUCACAUGUUAAUAACAUCGAUCUAUCUAGUUUAAUUACUUAGCUCCCCUUUCUCUAGUGCUACAUCUAUUGUUGGAUCUUGUAAACCUUUAUAUAUGUGAUUCGAAGUCAAAUUAAAAUUCAAGAAUAUGAUGAUGUUGUUUUCUGUAAAAAAAAAAAAAAAAAAAAAAAAAGAAGUUACUCUGUCUGUCACUUGCUCCAUUUACCUCCCUUUAUCUCUUUGGCUCUGCAACAAUCUGACUUAGUGACAAGCUAUUUAGCGACUGUUGUCAUUACGGUUGUUAUUCGCCUUUAUAAGAAUGCAUUAUCUUAAUGAUAAUGUAGACAUUUUUGUCUUUUGAACAGUGGCCUCUGUGUGGAUGUAGCUGUACGUUGGAUGUUAGAGUUUGUACACUGCUCCAGUUGUAAAAUAACAUCUGCAGGGGCUGUACACCGCUUGAUGAUGAUGACGACGA